Molecule: messenger RNA, 2944 nt
Organism: Tetranychus urticae (two-spotted spider mite)
Lineage: Eukaryota; Metazoa; Arthropoda; Arachnida; Trombidiformes; Tetranychidae
Gene: tei
Product: irregular chiasm C-roughest protein teiresias
Biological process (GO): cell-cell adhesion
Cellular component (GO): cell-cell junction; plasma membrane
Molecular function (GO): cell adhesion molecule binding
Source: RefSeq, a predicted model, not a curated record
GAAAACAAAGCUGAGUGAGUAAAGAUGAAAUGAAAGUAGAGUUUGUUUUUACUGUCAGUGUUGGCUGAAAGUAUUCAAGUCAUGAGACAAGGAUAAAGAUGAUAUUUAUUUUAUCUUGUGUUGGAUUAAUACUAAUGUGGCCUCAAAGUUCAUAUUGCCGACUCAAUAAUCAACUAAGUGUCCAACAAUGUUUAUUAAUUGUUAUCCAACAUCUAACUCUACUUUUAUUAAUUCAAAGUCCACAUCUUUUGGGAUCUUCAGUUGAUAGUGAUUUAUCAAAUAUAUUUAGGUUGAUUAAUCCAGGCGAAAGACUUCAUAUACCAUGUACAGUGAUGACUCCAGGAGGAUCAGUUCAGUGGAUUAAAAAUGGGAAAACCAUUGUUCUGGAUUUCAGUUCAUCCCAACGGAGACAUUGGAAUAUAACUAAAGAUGGUCAAGCUUUUUUGACAAUCAACCGAGUUACCAAGGCUGAUGAAGGAAUCUGGGAAUGCUGGGAAUUAGACAACAAUGGCAAUGUUAAACGUAAAUCUAAUGUUAUGAAAAUUACAGUCGCAAAUGUGCCUGAAGGUCCAUUUUUAACAGUUGAUGGACAACGUCUUGAGGAGACUGGACGAGUCUCUGUUCGCGAUAAAAGACAAAUGACGAUAACUUGUAUUGUUAAAGGAGCUUCACCGGCAGCUCGUUCAAUCAAUUGGUUCAUCAAUGGAGUCAAUGUUACAGAUUUCAGUCAACUGUUGAUGGAGUAUUCAGCUGAUGAUGAUAAUUAUGAAUCUCAAAGUGUAUUGACAAUGAAUGUGACCAAAGAAGAUCACAGGAAAAUACUAGUCUGUCAAGCUGAACAUGCAGCCUGGACCAAGCCAAUGUCAGUUCGAACCUCGCUUAAUAUUCAAUAUGAACCUGCCUUUUCCCUGAUUCGUGAUCCAGUUUUUGGUUAUCCAGUCAUUGAAGGAAUGUCUAUCUCUUUACGUUGUCUUAUCGAUGCCAAUCCACCCAGUCAACCUCAAUGGAUUCGUGAUCAUUCACUGACUCCUGGCUCUUCCAGACUAGCCAAGGAAACGCUGUUUACUUCACCUGAUGGAGCACUCAAUAUAGCAUCAGUUUCCUUCUCAGACACUGGCUGGUAUCGAUGCACCACCAACCAUACAUUUGGACAUUUUUCUUCCUAUUCGUACCUUCUCAAUGUUAAAAGUCGUUCUUUUCUCAAAGAAUGGACUGCAAUCAUGUGUUCAUCCAAAGGAAGCCUUCCAGAUGAUCGCAAUUCCGAUGACAAGUUGACUCCGAGUUUGGAUGGAGACGAGUCCCGAGGAUCAACCAGCAAUACAAGACGACCUUAUCCAUCACCUCGUUGGUCGCCCCGUUACCCUCAGCGACCUUUACCGACUCCAGAUUGGAGAAAGCCAAGUACAUUCGAUAAUGAUCUGAGUUUAAUGUCGACCGUUUCUCAAAGUACUCAACAUGGUCCAGCAUUUGGAUCGAAAGAAGGUCAAGAUGGACGGAGAAGCUUCAAGUCGGUGAAACCAUUCAAUGCAGGAAUGCAACUCUUUCCAAGUCACAUUUUAUCCUUAAUUUUAAGCUUGAACCUCAUCCUAUUGGUACAAGGACAAGGAAUUGUGUGAACAUGGCAAAUCAUGUGAAUGGUGAAAGAAAAUGAAACUUGCAAAAGCGCAAGAAGGAAAAGGAACGCAAAAAUCAGUCAACACUGAAAACCCACACACGAUUCAAAGUGGGCUGUGAACUUGUUUUCAGUCCUGUCAACAAGACUAUUCAACUUGAUUGUCUGAUGAUGAGGACGAUCAUGAAGCCAGACUAAACUGAAAACUGAAAGACUUGCAAGGUUGAAAUUAGCGUCCAAACAAUGGCCACAAUCAAAGUCCCGAUAAACAAAAGACUUGUCCGGGAUUCGCCCAAUGCCAGACAGUCUUAAUUGAAUCAAUUGCCAUCAAUUACAAUAAUCAAUAUUGAUCAACUUUUUACUCAAUUAUCUUCAAUUUGAAUGGAUGGAAAGAUUGCCUUAAAAUUUGGCUGCUUAAUCAACUUUGUCUCUCAAUCAAUCAAUUACUUGGUGAAAAACCUCUUUAAUUGUGACUGUGAUAAUGAUUUGAGUCUUCAAAUGGCAGGUUAACUCAACAAAGAAGAUAACUUUUACUUCUUCCUUCAUCUUCUUUCUUUUGUUAGAGAAGAUUAUUUCUUCUAUUGUUAACUUUAUCAUGAUGAUAAUGAUACCAAUAACAAUAUCAUGUUAAUAUCAGAACUUUACUGUUCUGUUUACUAUUUUUGCAGAUGAAAAAAAGAAUUAUGUUUUCUCUCUUUCUCUUCAUUUCUUUUCAUGAUAGUGAUACAAUCUCUCAUUGAUAAUACAAAUGAUCGUCUUUUCAAUAUUGCAAUCAAUUCCAACUUCUCAGAACUUUUGUAUACAAAAGCAGUUAAGGAAACAUGAUGAAACAUGCAAAAGUGCAAAUUAUUUCAUUUCAUAUUCAUAACUGUUUCAGGUUCAGUUGAUGGAAUAAAAGAUUGGACGGAAAAUGUUGAUUAUCAAUUGUCACCUAUCGAUUGACUAAACAAAUUGUUCAAUUGAAUCAAUGAUUUUUGUCUGUUCAUUUGAAUAGCAACAUUGAUUUGGGAAAAUUUGCUGCUCAAUGGAAUCAAUUGCAUGCAAUUUGAGCUUGCAUUUAAUCUAAAGUUGAUUAAACUCGCUGACUGUCUUAUGAUUUUUAACCAUUGCUGUUGCGAUCAUCAAAUGAUUAACAGCCAAAUGAACAAUUUAAUUGCCAUUUCUUGAAAUUCAUUUCUCCUUUUCUACUUUCUAAUCAUGUUUCUUAAUCGAGAUUCUUGAUAAAACUACAUUUAAUGAUCAAUCCAAUUCUAUGUAAAGAAACUUUGUAAAUAUCAACAACUAAUGUGUACAUUAUUUAUUGUAAUAUAAGUAAAAUUAAAUAUGAUAAAA